Messenger RNA from Triticum aestivum (bread wheat), 2109 nucleotides. RefSeq names its product protein Rf1, mitochondrial. The transcript has 2 exons. Gene Ontology annotation, molecular function: protein binding. Lineage: Eukaryota; Viridiplantae; Streptophyta; Magnoliopsida; Poales; Poaceae. The coding region runs from base 291 to 1763 and encodes 490 amino acids. The record is from RefSeq and is a predicted model, not a curated record.
UUUGCUCCUGCUAUGUCAACGCGUGCGUGUUUCUGUGAACCAACGGCGAGGUAGGAGUAGUAUUGCAGUUUGUGCCGCAACGCUGACUGUGAUUCCAAAUCGAAUCCCGUCUCGAUCCAAAAUCCAAUCCCACCUCCGCCCCCCUUCCUCCCACCACGGGUUUGCGCCGGUGGUUCGCCGUCGGCGACGCGUGCGCGCGCGCGCGCGCAUUCACCGCCGCUGCAGGGAGUUCUCUAUUAGCACUGUCCAGUCUCGUCUCCGUCCGCUGAGCCCCAGCGCGGACGGCGGCAAUGUCGCGCCUCCAUCCCCGCUACUUCUCCAGCUCCAUCUCCUCACUCGCCGACGAGCUGCUGAGCGAACUCCACCAUCAUCUGGGCUCAGGGACGCUCAGUCCGCAGCUCGCACACCAACUGUUCGACGAAAUGCUGCGCCAACCCGUCCCAGUAUCAUCGCGUGCACUCAAUGGCUUAUUUGCUGCCCUCGCGCGUACGCCACCCUCCACCACCUGCACAGAUAGCCCUGCCCUCGCCAUCAAUCUCUUCAACCGCAUGGCCCGAGCAGGUCGCGGCAGGGUGAUAGCACCCAGCAGUCACACCUACAGCAUACUAAUUGAAUGCUGCUGCCUCGCGCGCCGUCCGGACCUUGGGCCUUCCUUCUUCGCUCACCUCCUCAAGACAGGCGUCACGGCAGACGUCGUCAUCUUCAGUGGCUUAUUCAAGUGCCUCUGUGACAUGAAGCGGGCAGACGAGGCUCAGGACAUACUGCUCCAUAGGAUACCUGACGACCUGCAUGAUGCCAUCUCCUACUCAGUAAUUCUCAAGAGCUUCUGCAACAAUGGAUUGAGCCAGCGUGCGCUUGACCUGCUCCGGAUGAUGGCCAAAAAAGGUGCUGACCACUCCCCGGGUGUGUUUGCAUACAGCAUGGUAAUCCAUGGCUUCUUUAAAGAGGGUGAAGUAAGCAAAGCAUGCGAUCUAUUCCAUGAAAUGAUACAACAGGGGCCUGUGCCUAAUGUGGUGACGUACAACUCUGUUAUCGAUGCGCUAUGCAAAGCAAGAGCAAUGGACAAGGCAGAGGUGGUUCUUCGAUCAAUGGUUCAUAAUGGUGUCCAACCAAAUGUUGUGACAUAUAAUAGCUUGAUCCAAGGAUAUUCAACUGUGGGACAGUUGAAAGAAGUCGCUAGGUUGUUGAAAGUGAUGAGAAGCCAAGGUGUUAUGCCAAGUGUUGUUACCUACAACUCACUCAUGGGCUACCUUUGCAAGCAUGGAAGAAUCAAAGAAGCUGAGGAAAUAUUUUUUUCCAUGACCCUGAAUGGCCGAAAACCAGAUAUAGUCUCAUACUCUAUUAUGCUCCGUGGGUACGCUAUAGAAGGAUCCCUUGUUAAAAUGAUUGAUCUCUGUGAGCUGAUGGCAAGAGAUGGAGUUGUACCUGAACUCCAUUGUUUCAACAUACUGAUUAGUGCAUAUGCUAAGUAUGGAAUGAUGGAUGUGGCUAUGCUUUUCUUUGAAGACAUGUUGAAGCAGGGGCUGAACCCUGGUGAUUUCAUUUAUUUAACUGUGAUAUCUGCAUUUUGUAAGAUGGGCAGGAUGGAUGAUGCUCUGGAAAAAUUCAAUGAGAUGAUUGAUAGGGGGGUACCACUUGACACAAAAAUUUACAUGUGCAUGAUUGAGGGUUAUUUGAAUCGUGGUGAUUCUGUGAAAGCCGAGGAAUUUAUUACCAAAAUGAAGAGUAGGGAUAUUCGUCAUAGGCCGCGGAAGGGUAAUUGAUGAACACGGCAUCUUUGACUUGGUUACCCGUACUGGUGCUCGAGUAACCGACUGCAUCGACCACUGGGGGAGCAACAUGGUUUUUGCCAUCAAUUCCCAAGUGUUGCGGGUGCUCGAGUAACCGACUGGAUCAACAAAUGGUGAACAGCUCCAUGCCAUAUCUUGCCUGGUAUUCAUGGUUUCCGCCGAGAUCUUUAGAAGAAUGUGCAGAUAACGUGUUGUUAAUUUUUCCUUUCUGGACAAAGGGUUUGGUGCAGACCUUAUGUUGCGCAUGUAUAUGCUCGAUCGAUUGACAAUGACUGAUGAGUUGUAGAUCCAGUAAUGAUGUGUCCCUACCUGAACUGAA